AUGACGGCUACACCAGAUAUUGAUAUAGCAAUCAAUAAUGACCCUGAAGAGAAUGACAUUCGCGAAGGACUUGGGAGUCUUAAUCGCUGGUCUCAGUCGACAACAUCUAGCAGGAAUUCGCAUAAAGCGUUCUUCACAAACAAUGAGUUGUGGGGCGAUCAAAUGAGUCCAAGCAGCAAAGUGGGGUCGAAUCCUUCACGAACAUCAUUCGCACCUGCAGAUCAUGAAACUUCUUGUGGAUACCGUUCUCUCCGAGAAUCUGUACAUCAAGAUCUCAGUGAACAUUUGGCGUUGACCGCAAAUGAGGUAGUUUCAUUCACCUCGGGCGCUAUAAAUGCAACCUCGCCGCAAAAGGAUGCACAAGUGCCGCGAACUACUCAGCCUCUUCCUAGUCUGUUCCAGAACCCGUGGACUGAGAGACGCAGUCAAUACGUUGAGAAGGGGAGGUUGGAGCGCGAAGAUCAUUGCACUCACCCUAUGUCUGAAUCAGACAGUCCUCGCACUCAAGGCUUAGACAUGCCUGUUCAUACAGAUUCAGAAUUGUCUCUUAUGAAAGGGAAGGCCUACGAACGAAGAAAACGUGGUCAGUCCCAGAAAGUCAUGCUUUCGAAAGCGCUGCAGAAAGCAAACACUGCCGUCCUACUUGACAACGCUGCAAAUUUUGAAGGAGCGAUGGAAGCGUACAACGAUGCUUGUCAUUUACUUCAGUUGGUAAUGGAUCGAAGUGAUGGGGGUGAAGACGAGAAGCUAAAACUUCAAGAAAUACGCGAUACCUAUAUGAUUCGUGUAAACGAGCUCCAACGUAUGGACUUUUCAGUCCGAAACGUGGAUAGUAAAGCCCUUCCUGAGCGGCCCCGCAGUGAAGAGUCUUAUGUGGAAUAUUCGUCAAUGCAGGAGAACAGACAUACAUCAUUCAAAGAGGAGGACCUGAACCGCUCACAGCACGGUUCCGAUGUGCAUUUGGUCCUUGAAAUGAAAGAAACGAUGCCAUACAGUCAACCCUCUCCGCGGCAGCUACUGCUUCUGCCAUCUGCAAUUGAUGAUGAUGCUGAUGAUGCUGCUGCUGCUGAUGAUAAAAUGGUUACUACUUCUGACCAUGACUGGAUAAAUCAGGCAUUGGAACUAAAGGAAAAAAUGUCCCAGGCAGCUUCUCGGCGAUCUGACGAGCACAUUAGAGGCUCGAUUACUUACAAUGAGCCUACACCAGAAGCUGGUGUAGGCCAACAAUCUGUUGAACCGCCGCUAUCUGAGAUGCCUCUGUUUGAUACUCAAGGUAAGGGUGUUCACGAAACAACAUCAUGGCUCGAUACUAUCGACGAGUCUGGUGCUUCUUCGCCCGCUUCUAUCCGUUCAACUUCGUCGUCUCUCUACCUACGUCGCAGAACAGGUCAUCAAUCAAUCUAUGGUACUGAGGCUGAAUUUGAUGCUGCCCUGGAUGCAGCCGUCGAAGCCGCCUAUUAUGAGGAUUUGCAGCUGUUAACUAGUUCAACUGACUAUCGCAUGGCCCAAAGCUGGCGGAAAACUGUCGACUCAGGGAAUCAACAGGUCAGAGAAUCUGCAACGGAGAGUGGGGAGAUCCCUGAAAUCCAGGAAUCGCUUCUAACCUAUAACGAGGCACCUCUGGACAGUUUUGCUGGUCCUGCAAAGGGGUAUGUGGAUGAUGAAGUCGAGGAAGAGGAGCGCUUACUAGAGGAAAUGACGAGAGGCUAUAUCAUGGAUGAAUUCGAAUUCGGUGUUCAGUCUAAGUCCGCCCUGCCUCGGCAGCCAGUUUCAAGCAGCCAACUCGGCCGAUCACGAGAGAGCAUUGGGUUAGCUCCUAAUCAUGGAGCUGUGGACUUGAAUUCAUAUACCUCACACCAAGCUACAGGAUCUGAGCCCAACAAUUUCACUCAGCCAGAACACAGCCUCGUAGCUUCGAUCACCAAGCCCACAUCUGGUUCCUCGGUAGGAUCAAGUGUUCGGGCACGAAGGCUGUCAGGCCAGCAUACUACCGAGCUGAAGAUCGAGACAAAGCCCCACUUCGACGCUCGCUUGAAAAUCACAUCGAUACAGCCGCCAGAUCCAUUUGUCCCUCCCACAGAAACGGCUUCCAAAGAUGAGCAAUUGCUGAGAAAUAGUAACUCGUCGCAGAAAACACCAGGUUCAGCUUCUGGCUUCCGAUCAAUCAUACAAGCCAAAAGGCGCAAUGUGUCAGUCAGUUCUUUCACUGAGGACAUGCUGGCACAUGCAACUGCUGGAAAGACUCAAGACAGCGGCAAUCCCUGGCAUGCGAAACUUCCUUCCCCGACUCGACCAAUCGGUAAGGUGCCAUCGGCACCAGACAGUCUGGGAAAAUCAUAUACUGGGCUGGGCCCUUUCCGGACGCGAAAAUUAUCAGCAUCGGGGACAGAAAUUCCCUCCGAGUCACCCAAAACUCCAUCAAACAAUGCUUUUCUUGUGUCAGAAGCCCAGAAAGGGCCGAUGACUGCGUCUAUACCCAUACUGCCUACACCAACCGGGACUAGCAUUGCUGCAAAUGGGCCACCGAGCGGUGGUCUUAAUUUGUUUGACACAAACAUCCAUUCUCCAACAAGUCCCGGCUCACCCAAUGUGAUGGCGACUGAUCCUCCACUUCCUUUGGAGCCAUGCCCUGAAUCGUUUCUUCUACGGCCAUUCUGGCUCAUGCGUUGCAUCUAUCAGACUAUGGCACAUCCACGUGGUGGCUACCUAUCCACAAAGCUUUUCGUCCCACGGGAUGUCUGGCGCGUGAAAAAUGUCAAAAUUAAAGCUAUUGAGGAAAAAGUAUCAAGUUGCGAUUUGUUGACGGCUGCCUUACUGAAACUGGCCCAAGUUGAUACUUAUGAUGCCGACGCUGUUCUAGAGGAAAUGCAGUCACUGGAAAGUGUACUUGACCAGGUGCAGAUGUUACUCUCAAAGAAAGUUGGAAGUGAAGUCGGUGUUCAAGGAGCUAUGGCUUUUCUAAGGUCUAGCUUGUCCUAUGACGAUGCGACGAAUGUUGAUAAUCUGGUCUCGAAGCCGUCUACUGGCCCCAGCAAGUCCUAUCUGACAUCGUGGCGCAAACUACGUUCUAAAAACUCCGGCUUUGCUGUGGCGUCUUCGGCGUCCGCGUCGAAAGAGUCAAGCAGGGACUUCUCUACUAGUAAUACCGUCCCGAUGACUUCAGUGCCUGCUUCUCAACACGCCAAGCGCAACAUCUCACAACUACAGCUCAACGGAGCCAGUAACUACAUGGGAGCUCUGGCCCGGCUUUGUGAUGCCGUUCAGGUUUUAGAUCAAAUCGCCCAGCAGGUCGAAGAUCCUGGUCUGAAGCAUUCGUCUCCGACUCUUGUUGGUCUUGAGUUAAGCACCCGUCAUGCUGCAGAGUUCUUUGGUUUCUACAUCUGUCGCUUUGCCUUGAAUGAUAUCGGAUUGAUGCUUGAUAAAUUUAUCAAGAGAGGCAGUGAAUGGGUUAUGAUCUGA
This is a messenger RNA of Aspergillus aculeatinus CBS 121060, 3459 nucleotides long. RefSeq lists its product as uncharacterized. Lineage: Eukaryota; Fungi; Ascomycota; Eurotiomycetes; Eurotiales; Aspergillaceae. The coding region runs from base 1 to 3459 and encodes 1152 amino acids. The record is from RefSeq and is a predicted model, not a curated record. The transcript is spliced from 3 exons.